Penicillium verhagenii is the source of this 1536-nucleotide messenger RNA. Its product is annotated as fungal specific transcription factor domain-containing protein. The record is from RefSeq and is a predicted model, not a curated record. NCBI's taxonomy places the organism in Eukaryota, Fungi, Ascomycota, Eurotiomycetes, Eurotiales, Aspergillaceae. Gene Ontology annotation, cellular component: nucleus. The transcript has 5 exons. Bases 1 to 1536 code for a protein of 511 amino acids. Gene Ontology annotation, molecular function: DNA-binding transcription factor activity, RNA polymerase II-specific; RNA polymerase II cis-regulatory region sequence-specific DNA binding; zinc ion binding. Gene Ontology annotation, biological process: positive regulation of transcription from RNA polymerase II promoter by galactose; DNA-templated transcription.
AUGGCGCGAGAGAAUUUCGCCAACGUUCGAAAAACAUGGCUUGGUCUGUUGAAUAUGAUUUUGGCCAUGGCUACUAUCACAGCUGAUUCAGAAGGCGCCAGUGCGGACACGCGCAUCGCCGAAUCUGAUGUUUUCUAUCAGCGUGGUCUGGGGCUUUGUGGUGGUGAGCUGUGGCGCGGUACCACUUUGGAGCUUGGACGGGAUUUUGUUACUUACACAGGGACAGUCCAGUUCCACCUCUUGACGGGCCAAUAUUUGCAGGGCACUCAGAAGUCUGUGCAGGUUUGGACUGUGCAUGGACUAGCAGUAAAAGGCGCUUUACAGCUUGGACUUCACUCUCAACAUGCAUCUCGCCAAUUCGAUCCCUUGGAGCAGGAGUCUCGAAAGCGUACUUGGUAUUGCUGUAUUAUGCUGGACAGAACACUGAGCAUGACCUUUGGCCGACCGGCUGCUAUUCCGGACAGCUAUGUGAAGCUGGAACUACCUUCAGUGCACCAAUUUGAGUCUUCAUCGGAUGUAGUGGACGCCGAGACAUCUAGCCUCAGCGUCUCUUUUUUCAACUGCACAAUCACAUUGUAUAAAAAUCUGUGGAAAAUCCUUGACUGUCUAUACGGCCAAAACAUCGGCUGCGACGACCCACUAGACAUCAGUCCAACCUUCACUCACAUCUUUCAACUCCAGGAAGGUUUAUUCUCCUGGGAAAAAGCGCUUCCCGUCUCCUUACAACUAAUCACCAAGACCAGCAUGGAUGAGAUACCUCGAGAAAAGCUCCCAAACACCUAUUAUUCUUCCUGGAAGUUCCGGGUCAUUUUGACACUACGCUUCCUGAACCUUAAAAUCUUGCUCCACAGACCCAUUCUCGUCAGAUUCAUCAUGGCCAGUCGAUCUCCUGACCGCGACACUUACGACAUCAGAAUGCUACGGUCUAUGGGACUGAGCAUUGUGGAAUCCUGCACCGAUUCUGCCAUGCAGAUAAUCGACCUUGUCUACCGAGUGGUUUCGGACCCGGAAUUGAAGAAAAGCUUGUUGGGCGCAUACUGGUACUCGCUUUACUACACCUUCAACGCCGCUUUGGUCAUUCUCGGCGCUAUUUGGGUUUACCGCGACACAAGCCUGACAGGCUCACCAAUGCUCGCAAAAGCAAGCGAAUUAAGAGAUUAUCCCGGUCGAGCAGUUAUCGCGCUCUCCAAAUUGGAUAAUGGGAAUAGGCUGAUUGAUCGGUGCCGGUGCUUCUUGGAACAUUUUAAUAAAAUAUUAGUGGAUCCUGGUGAGUUUCCUCUUUCGAUAUAUCUAUCUUAUGUAUGUCUUUUUCGCUAUUCAAAGAGUUGUUUAUUAAAAUUCAUACUAUGCAAUACAGAUACAGAAGGCCCGACGCCUUUGUUCCCAUCGUUGGGUAUGGGUUCCGAGGAUCUACCGGCGGCAGACUUUGAUUUCUCGCCUUUUGGUAUGGAGCUUGGGGAAUUUAUGAUGGAUGAUGAUUUGGUGGCCAUGAUCGAUAGACAGAGUCUUUUGCCGACAGAUGCUGGAUCGGGCUGA